AUGGGGCGCAGGGGUUGCUGGGGCCAGGCCCGGGCGCUGCCCGUCGCAGUCUCCAGGUUCAUGGGGCCGUCGGCGGGCGUGAACGUGGCCGGCAUGGGGUCAUUGACGGGCAUCGCCGACGCCGCCAAGUCGCUGGCGCCGCUGCACGCGGCGGCGGCGGUGGCAGCGCCACGAAGGAAGCGCCGCGUGCUCUUCUCGCAGGCGCAGGUCUACGAGCUGGAGCGGCGCUUCAAGCAGCAGAAGUACCUGUCAGCACCCGAGCGCGAGCACCUGGCCAGCAUGAUUCACCUGACGCCGACGCAGGUCAAGAUCUGGUUCCAGAACCAUCGCUAUAAGAUGAAGCGGCAGGCCAAGGACAAGGCGGCGCAGCAGCUGCAGCAGGAGGGCGGCCUGGGCCCGCCGCCGCCGCCGCCGUCGCCGCGCCGCGUGGCCGUGCCGGUGCUGGUCAAGGACGGCAAGCCGUGCCAGAACGGCGCGGGCACCCCGACGCCCGGCCCCGCCGGCCCGCAGCCGCCCGCCUCGACGCCGGCGCCCGAGCUCGAGGAGCUGUCGCCAAGCCCGCCCGCGCUGCACGGGCCGGGGGGCGGCCUGGCGGCCUUGGAUGCAGCCGCCGGAGACUACGGCGGCGGCGGCGUGCUCGGCGCCAACCUGCUCUAUGGCAGGACUUGGUGA
Molecule: messenger RNA, 672 nt
Organism: Choloepus didactylus (southern two-toed sloth)
Lineage: Eukaryota; Metazoa; Chordata; Mammalia; Pilosa; Megalonychidae
Product: homeobox protein Nkx-2.4-like
Exons: 2
Coding region: 1-672 (223 amino acids)
Biological process (GO): regulation of transcription by RNA polymerase II; cell differentiation
Cellular component (GO): nucleus
Molecular function (GO): RNA polymerase II cis-regulatory region sequence-specific DNA binding; DNA-binding transcription factor activity, RNA polymerase II-specific
Source: RefSeq, a predicted model, not a curated record